Rosa chinensis is the source of this 1239-nucleotide messenger RNA. Its product is annotated as histone deacetylase HDT2. Gene Ontology annotation, biological process: male meiosis II. The record is from RefSeq and is a predicted model, not a curated record. Bases 75 to 944 code for a protein of 289 amino acids. NCBI's taxonomy places the organism in Eukaryota, Viridiplantae, Streptophyta, Magnoliopsida, Rosales, Rosaceae. The transcript has 3 exons.
CCUAUGACUACCACCGUCACCUUUCCCCAUCUAUAUGAAUCAAUCCACAUUCCUCAGACUGAGUAGCAGGUCUAAUGGGGUGCUUCCUUGCCUGCUUCGGCAUUUCCAAGAAGCGAAAGAGGCGAAGACUUUCCAACAGAGUUGCUGCAGCUGGUGGAGACUAUAGACGUGGGAGUUAUGUACCACUGGACUCAUCAUCUCUCGCAAUAAUCGGUCUUGAUGGUCCGAAAGAGAGUCCCAAUAGUGCAGGUUGUGAACAGCUCAGAGACAAGCCGAAAGAGGCGACGAGCUUCAAGGUCAGGAAGAAAGUCAGCUUCAAUCUGAAUGUCCAGACCUACGAGCCUAUUUCGAAUGAUUAUGAUUUUGUGGAGAGUGAGGAGGAGGAAGAAGAAGUUGACAACAAUGGACAGGAAGGGUCAAAAGGAAGGUCAUCCACGUCAGCAUCUAAGAGGGCCUCAACUGCAUUGAGUUCAUCAAUAGGACUUUUUCCUUCAAACUACAGGUACCAAAAUGUUCGAGACAGCUACGACAGCUACGAAGAAGAGGACUAUGUAGCAGAUGAAGAAAGUGAUCUUGAUGAUGAUGAUUACUAUGGUGAUGAUGACUACUGCGAUGGUGAUAGUGAUAUGGAUGAUCCAAGAAUGAGCCAAGAAGGGGUUCCUAAGCAAAGUUUCUCUUCAUCUAUAAAUGGAGAAUUGGAAUCGUGCCGGUGGAGUCUGAAUGCGGGAGAUAAUAUCCCAUAUGCACAUUCUGUAUUGAGUCCAAUUGAAAAUUUGAGUCAGUGGAAAGCAGCCAAAGCAAAAAUAGCAGCACCAAAGCAGCAAAAGGAGAAUGUCCCAAUUCAAGAACCAAGAAUUCUAUACAGCAGAUCAAGUUGCAACCAGUCCAAACCUCUAUUGCAAGAAAUCCCAGUCCACGCCAGCCUUUCAAGUUGGAUAAAAUAAUGCAAUGGAUAGAGAGUAUGAUAUCAAUCUUAAGCUCAGUUACAUUUCGGAUACUGAAAACUGAGGAGGAUAUUCAACACGUGUACUUGAGGCUGCUUUUUCUCUAGCAAAUUUUGGAUAGUGUGUGAUAUUUGGGAGAUUGUUGUUUGGGUAUUUCUUUCUGAUUCUUUCAAUUGUGUUGUAUAUGAAGAUUUUGUUGGGUAGAUUUGCCCAACUGUUUGUGUAAGAAUUUGACAGUAAAAGGAAACACAAGUCAUGGAUUCCAAAUCCUUGAUUUGUAAUUUACAGUGCAAAA